AUGAAUGCAUCCGUCUUGUCCAACAUGUCUUCGAAUAUCAGUGAUGGAAAUGAUGAUGAUCUUGUCCAACAAGCUACAGAUAGAAUCAGCGAAUAUGUGCCGACUACUGAUAGCAACUGGCCUUUGCAGUCCAACCUGAUGUCGACGCUAGGCGCGUUCAUUGAAUUUCUCCCUCAGUCAGGCAAAGUGUUAAUCGCCAAAGAUGUUGUUCAAGCCAGAACAGACAAAGAUCUAUACGCUGUUUACAAUAAUCUUGUGACCGGGCUGUUAUGCCUGAUGAAAGCCAGCAGGGGGUUGUCAGUCGCAGUCUCCCCCCAUCCUAAGCGGCGUGCGAAUGCAGAGCUUGUCAGCCCCCAAAGUCGAACCGAUGCCUUCCGAAACAACUGCUUACAACGAGACAAUCAUCAUUGUGUCGUCAGUAAUGCACUAGAUAUCACCUCCCAUAUCGAUAAUAACCAGCAUGAAGACACCGCCCGCCUUGAAGCUGCUCAUAUAAUACCAUUUUCAUAUGGAUCCUGGAAUUCGAGAGUGGAAUCAGACAAUACUGUCGCAGAUACUUGGGAGAUGUUAUACCGUUGUUUUCCGAGUCUUCGACGAGUCGGGUUCAGCGUUGAUUCAAUGAAUGAUAUUUCCAACGGCAUCACUUUAGACCGAAGCAUACAUUACGAGUUCGGGUCAUUUAAUGUGGCUUUUAUUCAGACGGAUUCCCCCAACCAGUACACAGUUAAAUCAUACCCUGGAUGUCCAUCCAACGUAUCGAAGCUCGUCCCGAAACAUCCUAUCCAAUUUCGAGAUGCAGAUAGGACGGAAGAUCUUCCUCCUCCAAAACCUGAAUUGCUGGAUUGCCACUAUCGUUUGGCAGAGAUUCUGCAUGCCUCUGGCAUGGGACCUUGUUUAGAACGGAUGUUACAUGACCUAGACGACAUGAAGGAGGCUUCUGGAUAUAUGUCGGAAAGUGGCUCAACCGACUUUUCAACAUUUUUGAGAAUCCGCUUAUGGGAAGCGGGUAUCUAUGCCCACGGAUAA
Molecule: messenger RNA, 1026 nt
Organism: Aspergillus puulaauensis
Lineage: Eukaryota; Fungi; Ascomycota; Eurotiomycetes; Eurotiales; Aspergillaceae
Product: HNH endonuclease signature motif containing protein
Exons: 4
Coding region: 1-1026 (341 amino acids)
Source: RefSeq, a predicted model, not a curated record